AAACACUUUUGUCACAAAGCGUAGCAGUGUUGCCGUUAAUUCUUGUCUUACAGUAUCUAAACAAAAUCCAUUAAUUUAUCUAUGUUCGGAAUUUUAUUUCUUUUUUUUUAAUAUAGAGAAAAAAUAAUAAUAUGUUUAAGAAAUGGAUUUCUUGAUAUAAUACACAAUAUGUAACAGAAACAUAAAAAUAAAUAUAGCAACAAAAUGGUUAUCACUUGAAUAAUUAUUACGAUUAAAUUGACAAAACAAUAUACACAAAGUGAAAUUUUAAAGAAAGAAAACGUACUUAACAGGGUGAAAUUUUCAUAUUAAAAUGGUUAUUGGAAACGAAGAAAAUUCACCAGCGCCUGCUUCACCUCCAAUAGAUCAGGAAGAUUCGCCACCACUACCACCUCCACCAAGUGAGGCACUAGGUGAAUUGCUGGAACAAAUGGAGGAUUAUAUACCAACAGUACCAGAUGCUCUAACAGCACGUUUUCUUAAUCAAGCUGGUUUCGAGACUAUGGAUCCUCGUAUUGUGCGCAUAAUUUCGGUUUCAGCCCAAAAGUUUAUAUCUGAUAUUGCCAACGACGCGUUGCAGCAUUGCAAGACCCGCACAAGCAGCCAACAUUCUGGCGGUCACGGUUCGAAUAAGGACAAAAAACCAAAUAAGGAUCGUCGUUACACUUUGGCUAUUGAAGAUUUGACACCAGCCUUAGCUGAUCAUGGUAUAACUAUGCGAAAACCGCAGUACUUUGUUUAAAUUGCGAAUUCCAUCUGAAAUUCUUUUUAUUUUCAACUCAACGAUAAUCAAAUUAAUAAAUUUUGUCAUAAUUGAAUAAAUAUCACUGAAAACAAGCCCUCGAUUUCAUAUAUGAUUAAGAUAAGCAACAAAGAAUGUUGAGAAAAUAUUAAUUUAUUUUUUACAUCAACUUGAUAUUUUGAAUAUUCCUUAAAAAUUAUUUACGUGUUAUCUUUAAAAUGUAUAGAUAUUCAGCAGGAAUUCGUCUUUCCAUAAACUUAAUUGCCGUAAAACCCAA
This is a messenger RNA of Bactrocera oleae (olive fruit fly), 1019 nucleotides long. Lineage: Eukaryota; Metazoa; Arthropoda; Insecta; Diptera; Tephritidae. The record is from RefSeq and is a predicted model, not a curated record.